Messenger RNA from Candida tropicalis MYA-3404, 2643 nucleotides. It is a transcript of the gene PSY2, whose product is annotated as Psy2p. Bases 1 to 2643 code for a protein of 880 amino acids. Gene Ontology annotation, molecular function: protein phosphatase activator activity. Gene Ontology annotation, biological process: DNA damage response; protein dephosphorylation. The record is from RefSeq and is a predicted model, not a curated record. The transcript has a single exon. Gene Ontology annotation, cellular component: protein phosphatase 4 complex; nucleoplasm. NCBI's taxonomy places the organism in Eukaryota, Fungi, Ascomycota, Pichiomycetes, Serinales, Debaryomycetaceae.
AUGAUAAAAACCGACACGCAAUCUGAUGACGUGAGGACGUUAUCUCCCAAUUCAAAUUCAAAUAUAGAUACAAAUUUAAAAUCAAAGCCAUGCAUUCUGGAAGAUGAAUUAAAAGUACUUGAAGGUGCAGGAAGAACACCAAGAAGAGUUAAAGUAUACCUACUAAAUGGUGAUGACUGGAUAGAUAACGGAACAGGAUUUUGUAUUGGAGAAAUCGAUAGGGAAACCAGAUCACCAUAUUUUUUGGUUCGCAAUGAACAAGAUUCAGAUAAUAUAAUAUUAAAAUCAUUUCUUGAAGGAUCCAUACAGUAUCAAAGACAACAGGAAACUCUAAUUGUAUGGACAGAUUCUAAUGGUUCAGAUUUGGCAUUGUCGUUCCAGGAGACCGAGGGAUGUGCAGAUUUGUGUGAUUUUAUAAUACGUGUUCAGCAAGGGAAUUUCAGUCCUGGAAUAUCCCUAUAUUAUGUGAUACCUAAUUCUAACGAAGGUGACGACAUCACUGAGCUAAUAACGGGUCCAAUACGAUAUCCUCCAGAAGAACCGAAUGCAUCGAAUAUAUGUGAAGUUUUAGAAACCGUGAAUCAAGGAGCUAAUGCACAGUAUACCAGGACUAAUAUUCUGGAUUUCAUUGUUGAGAAGGAAUAUUUUAUGAAAUUGGUGAAAGUAUUUACCGAAGCAGAAGAAAAUAAAGAUAUUGAGACAUUAUAUGCUGUAAGUGAUGUGAUCAAAUCGUUAUUCCUAUAUAAUGAAUCAUCUAUCUUGGAGAAUAUGUUGUCUUCAGAAGAGAAAAUCAUGGGCUUAGUUGGUAUAUUGGAGUAUGAUUCGGAAUACCCAGAUUUCAAAGCAUCUCACAGGGAAUAUCUUACGAAGCAGGCAUUUACGACUGUGAUACCUGUAGGAAACAUUGGAAUAUUUAAACGAGACUUUUAUUUGAAUUAUCUAAAAGAUGUUGUAUUAGCAAGAUUCCUUGAUGAGCCAACAUUCGGUUUAUUGGCGUCGUUGAUAUAUGCAAACCAGAUGGAAAUUUUCGAGUUCAUUAAGGAUGCUUGUAUCCUAGAGCAAUUAUUUAAAAUCUAUGAUGACGAGAAUAAUCAAACUAAUGGGCUGCAUAAUGAAGAGGGCAUAAUAUCCCAGAAAAGGGAUGGAGUGAAGAUGGUACAUCAGUAUGUUCUCAUUGCCCGAACUCUACAGAACCUGGAUUUUUUUUCAUUAUUGGUUAAAUCAGGGUUGUUGAAAAUGAUUAACUUUGCAUUGAGAGAUAUUGAAGAUCAAAUAAGGGUUUUGGGAACAGAAUUAAUUGUCAUAAUUAUUGAACAAGAUGUGUCUUUGGUGAACGCUAUUGACCAUGACGAAGCCACUAUAGAUAAUUCGGAUCCUCCAAUUCUUGAGGAAUUGACACACGCACAUCCAAAUGAAAAGAAGAGUGACGAAUCGGUGGAGGAUCGAAAUAUAUCGUCGAAAAAUACUGGCUUGAAAUUGUCAGAUGAUAUGACGCUAAUAUCCAUACUCAGUAAAUUAUUGGUUGAAGAAAAAAACGUUGGGUUGAAACAUCAAGCAUUUGAAGCGUUGAAGACAUUGCUAGAUCCAAAUAUUGCCAGCAGUGGGAAUAGUGGUAUCAGCCCCACGAUUGGUGGUGGAGUAUUUCCUGGAUCAAAUGGAAAUGAUGAGUAUAAAUUUGCUCCAGAUGAAUUCAAAGAGAUCAAUACACAGAAUUACUUCAAUGCAUUUUAUACAGAAGUUGCUGUGAAAUUGUUCAAGAAACUAAUUGAUUUGGGUAAUUCCAGUGAUGUGAUGGUUGAUGUUCGAAAAGAUGAGUUGUUAUACCAAUUGCUCUGUGAAUUAGUAUCAUUUUGCACUAGGGAACAUAAAUCUCCGGUAUCUAGAACUUUUUUUUUGGAAAACCAUAUUAUACUGGGUAUUGCAAAGUUAUUAUCUAGCAAGUGCAAAAUAGUAUUGAAAUUAGCAAGCAUCAGAUGUUUGAAAAAUUUGAUUUUGUUGAAUGAUGAGUUCUACACGAGGUAUACCAUCACUCAGGAUGUGUGGGUGUUUUUCUUCAAGUUUUUUGAAACUGUUGUUGAUGAAAAUAAUUUGGCCAAUUCAACAUGUUUGGAUUUUCUUGAAAUGAUCAACAGAAAUUGUGAUAAGAAUAUUAAUCCCAACAAACGAACCAAUUAUAUUUUGUUGGCAAAAUACAUUUGCAACAAUUAUGAUGAUUUUGUUAGGAAUAAAUUAAAUUAUGUGACUACUGGUAGGAAAUUGGUUGAUUUGGUGGAGAAUGAAACCCGAGGCCUAAGUUCCAAUGGAGUUCACAGUGGAGGAAUUAUUGAUGAUGAUGAUGAUGAUGUGGAUGAAAUAGUUGAGAUUAAAACAGAUGAUUUGGGUCUAUCCGAGGAUGAAAUGGUACCGAAUAAUGCCUCUACUCCAAUCAAUGAUGAACUAGAAGAGGAAGAAGAUCAAGAUUUAAUGGUGAAUGGAUGUACAAUGCGUGGAGAUGAUGACGAUUCCUCGGGUAAGAAGAGACCUAGAGAAGAAAACUCCGAAACUGAAACAAGCAAACGUAUGGAAGUUAAUGACAAGACCACAGCGAACAAUGACAAUUUCGGUAAAGUUGCAUUGACAGCCAUUACCAGUGAUCAACUGUAG